Rhizophagus irregularis DAOM 181602=DAOM 197198 is the source of this 846-nucleotide messenger RNA. The record is from RefSeq and is a predicted model, not a curated record. Lineage: Eukaryota; Fungi; Glomeromycota; Glomeromycetes; Glomerales; Glomeraceae.
UUUAGGACUUGCCCGAGAUACAUGACGUCUAUGCUAAUGUCUAAUGUAUAACCCUACAAUCUAACUAACCACCUGACAUUUACGUGACCUGGAAAUUCACCCCGCCUUCUUUACGAAAUGUGAUAAUUUAAGCUGUUCCUCGUCGAAAAGGUUUCUCUUCUUUUUUACGUCUGCCCGACUUGCAUUCCGAAGUCAAUCAGUCACCUUAUCGUUAAUUAAGAUGUUUUCCUCCCAAAUGUCAUUGUGGAGUAUGCCAUGCUUGUGGAUUGCUUCUAAUACCUUUGCCGUUUCGUUAUUUUAUGCUUUUAAAUCUCGACUUCUUUUUGCAUUUCUAUACGGUGGGCAUUCGAUAAGUCUACACUCUUCAAAGCAAUCGUAUCGCCACGAAAUUCGCAUAGGAGCGUUUUUCCACUUCGUCCUUUACCUAGUAUUCUCUUAAACUUGAAGUCCGUGAAGCUAAAAUUUUGCUAGUCUACAGGGGCGUUAGAAGAUGAUUGUUGAUUGCCGGAAGUUUGUUGUUGACUUAAUGAGGAACUGGAAGUUAACUUUGAGUGUGAUCGAAGAGUACGUGAAUUAUUGUCUCCGUGAGCCGGUACUAGUACUAGAUGAUGAGGGGAUUUAGGAUUCUCUUUUGCCUUGCGAGUUAGACAAGCAUAUGCUUUGAGUACCGAUGGAGAAUAGAAGAGUUUUUGAGAUCCAGAGCUCCGAUAUGCUCUCGGCGUAGAAACCAGUGAUCAAUCAUAGGUGGUAAGAAUACCAUAUCUAAACUCGUUUUCUCUCAUAUAAUUAUAGAUUUGUUAAACUACAUCUUUGCCUUUACUUGUAUGAUAAAACUCGGGAAAUGUC